AUGGCAGAAGCUCACCAGGCCGUGGCCUUCCAGUUCACCGUCACCCCCGACGGCAUCGACCUGCAGCUGUGCCACGAGGCCCUGCGUCAAAUCUACCUCUCCGGUCUUCACUCGUGGAAGAAGAGAUUUGUUCGCUUCAAGAAUGGAGUGAUGACUGGCGUGUACCCGGGCAGCCCCGCCGGCUUCAUGGUGGUGGUGGUGUCCUACAUGUCCUACAAUAAGUACAAACAUCUGGAUCCGUCUCUCGGCUUGUUGGCCAAACUGGGACAGCACGUGCCUAUAAGUAAGUACAUGUCCACCGACAGCCAGAAGAUUGUGGGCGGCGUCCUGGUAGGCACGGGUCUUUGGGUGACCAUCAUCAUGAUCAUGAGGAACGUCCUCAAGUGCCUGCUGUCGUGGCACGGCUGGAUGUACGCCCGCCACGGCUCCGUGUCCUGGUCCACCCGAUUGUGGAUGUUGCUGGUGAAGAUUUUCUCCGGCAGGAAACCCAUGCUUUACAGUUUCCAGAACUCCCUGCCGCGGCUGCCCGUCCCGCCCGUCAAGGACACCUGCAGAAGGUACCUGGAGUCGGUGCGGCCGCUCAUGGACGACGAGAAGUUCGAACGCAUGAGGGGACUGGCCAAGGACUUUGAGAGCAAUCUGGGUCCCAGACUACAGUGGUACCUCAAACUCAAGUCGUGGUGGGCCUCCAACUAUGUCAGCGACUGGUGGGAAGAGUACAUUUACCUUCGAGGUCGAGGGCCCAUCAUGGUCAACAGCAACUAUUACGCCAUGGACUUCCUUUACGUCUUCCCCACCUCCAUUCAGGCCGCCAGAGCAGGUAAUGCCAUUCACGCCAUCAUGCUCUACAGGAGGAAGUUGGACCGAGCUCAGAUCAAACCAAUUUACUUGCUGGCAAACAAGGUUCCCCUGUGUUCGGCGCAGUGGGAGCGGAUGUUUAACACUACCCGCGUCCCCGGUUUGGAGACAGAUGUCCUUCAACACAGCAACGAGAGCAAGCACAUCGCCGUGUACCACAAGGGCCGCUUCUUCAAGGUUUGGAUGUUCUACGACGGGCGACUCCUGCGGCCGCGGGAGAUCCAGCAGCAGAUGGAGAGGAUCCUGGCCGACGGCUCGGAGGCGGCGCCGGGCGAGGAGAGGCUGGCGGCGCUCACCGCCGGCGACCGCGGCCCCUGGGCCCGCUGCCGCCGCGACCGCUUCGCCCGCGGCAAGAACAAGCAGUCCCUGGACGCCGUGGAGAAGGCCGCCUUCUUCGUCACCCUGGACGAGACGGAGCAGCGCUUCCGGGAGAGCGACCCCGUCGGCUCGCUGGACAGUUACGCCAAGUCGCUGCUCCACGGGAAGUGCUACGACAGGUGGUUCGAUAAAAGCUUCAACCUGAUCGUUUUCAAAAACGGCACCAUGGGGCUCAACGCCGAACACUCCUGGGCCGACGCGCCCAUUGUCGGUCAUCUCUGGGAGCACGUGCUUUCCAUGGACCCGUUCAAGCUGGGCUACACGGAAGAAGGCAACUGCUGCGGGGAGCCCCAUCCCAACCUGCCCGCUCCCCUCAGACUACAGUGGGACAUUGACCUGGAGUGCCAAGAGGAGAUCGAGCGCUCGCUGACGGCGGCCAGGACGUUGGCCGACGACGUGGACAGCCACAUUUUCCCCUUCGGCGACUUCGGCAAGGGUCUCAUCAAGAAGUGCCGCACCAGUCCGGACGCCUUCAUCCAGAUCGCCUUGCAGUUGGCUCAUUACAGGGACAAAGGCAAGUUCUGCCUGACUUACGAAGCCUCCAUGACCCGUCUGUUCCGCGAGGGCCGAACGGAGACGGUUCGCUCCUGCACGGCCGAGACCUGCGCCUUUGUCCGUUCCCUGAUUUCAGUCUCCUUCCAGAGAGAAGAACGUCUGGCGUUGCUGAAGGUGGCGGCGGAGAAACACCAAAACAUGUACCGCCUGGCCAUGACGGGCAUGGGCAUCGAUCGCCACCUCUUCUGUCUUUACGUGGUUUCCAAAUACUUGGGCGAAGACUCGCCCUUCCUCAAGGAGGUGCUGUCGGAGCCGUGGAGACUGUCCACCAGUCAGACGCCGCUGCAGCAGGUGGAGCUCUUCGACCUGGUCAGACACCCCGAAUACGUCUCGUCCGGCGGCGGUUUUGGACCUGUGGCUGACGACGGUUACGGUGUGUCCUACAUUAUCGUGGGAGAAAACCUGAUCAACUUCCACAUCUCCAGCAAACACUCCAGCCCGGAAACCGACUCGCACCGCUUCGGAGGCAACAUCCGACGGGCCAUGUUGGACAUGCUGGACCUCUUCCAGCUUGAGACGAAAGCUUCCCAGUGA
Molecule: messenger RNA, 2325 nt
Organism: Nerophis lumbriciformis (worm pipefish)
Lineage: Eukaryota; Metazoa; Chordata; Actinopteri; Syngnathiformes; Syngnathidae
Source: RefSeq, a predicted model, not a curated record